Messenger RNA from Linum trigynum, 1681 nucleotides. The record is from the annotation of a GenBank genome assembly. NCBI's taxonomy places the organism in Eukaryota, Viridiplantae, Streptophyta, Magnoliopsida, Malpighiales, Linaceae.
GAACUUGAGUUGCUCAACCGCCCCUAGCCCGGUGCUCAUGACGCGCUACGGUUUUAUCUUUUGAUAACAAGCUCAAAACACUAAUCCACUCCUUUCCUAGCAGGCUAAGCUCAAAACACUAAUCCACUCCUUUCCGCUAAGUAAUUAAUCAAACAUAUUGGUGAUUUCGUCGGUUGUUGUUGUUAUAAGACAUUGAUGUAAGUUCUAGGGUUAAUACCUUGUUAUGGCCUGAACUAUGACCAUGUAAUCAACUUUGGCCAGUGGUUUGAGAAAUUAACAUCCUGGCCCGAACUAUGCAGCAUAUAGACAAAAUUGGCCUGGAGCGUGGUUUGACCAUUUGUUUGGACGGUCAACACCGUUGACCGUUAGUCAACUGUCCAGGUCACUGCCAUGUCAGCAUAAAAAAAUUAUAAUUUCAUUUUUCUUUUUAUUUCAUUUACAAAAUUGAAUAAUUAAAAAAAAACAAAUACAAAAACUUUUUGUCCACCCAUCCCCACCUUAUCCCCUCACCUUCUUUCCUUUUCGAUCAAACCCAAACAAACCCUAUCUUCCAUCUUCUUCCUCCUUCUUCCCCGACGAGCCGCCACCUCCAUUCUCUCCGACUUCAAAUGCAGCGGAGAGCCGCCGCCUGCAUCAUCUUCACCAGCUUCCCCUGCAGGACGAAUCCGGGCAAUUUGCUCAUCGACAGGUUCGGGGAAAGCAUCCCGUUCAUCCAUGUCAAGGUCGAAAGCUGCCGCCUUUCCGAUUUCCUCAAACGCCGUGAACCGGAAAACCUCAACUGCCUCCUCCCUCGAGCUCCCUCCCGUCGAGAAAGCUUCGAAUUCGAAUUCGCAGCUGGUUCAAAAUCAUCGCCGUGGAAGCGGCGGCGGAGCAAGCUGAUCAGAAUCAUUGCUCCAAGCGCGGCCGGAUUGGUGGUUUUGAUCCUGGUGGCGGCGGUGCUUGUUUUGUGCCUAGUUCGGCGGAAUGGGAAGGCGAAAGAGAAUGCGGAAGCGAAAGGCAGAGACAGCGGCGGGGGAAGCUUGGGCGGCGGCGGCGGCGGAGAGAGCGGGGGCCCCAGUGGUGGAAGGCAAGGGGGGUUUUCGUGGGAGAAAGGGGAGAGCAUGGGAACACUGGUGUUCCUUGGCGCAGGGGAUCAGGUGAUGAGUUACAGUUUGGAGGCGGCGGCUCGUCGGGGAAGAAGGAGGAAGAAGAAGGAAGAUAGGGUUUGUUUGGGUUUGAUCGAAAAGGAAAGAAGGUGAGGGGAUAAGGUGGGGAUGGGUGGACCAAAAGUUUUUUUUUUAAUUGUUCAAUUUUGUAAAUGAAAUAAAAAGAAAAAUGAAAUUAUAAUUUUUUUAUGCUGACAUGGCAGUGACCUGGACAGUUGACUAACGGUCAACGGUGUUGACCGUCCAAACAAACGGUCAAACCACGCUCCAGGCCAAUUUUGUCUAUAUGCUGCAUAGUUCGGGCCAGGAUGUUAAUUUCUCAAACCACUGGCUAAAGUUGAUUACAUGGUCAUAGUUCAGGCCAUAACAAGGUAUUAACCCUAAGUUCUAUUGGUGGAAUUUUCGGGAAUUCUCUACUCUCUAGUGUCUUGACGGGACUGAUGUAGUGUAAUUUUUACCGGCUACAACCGGUCUUUGACUUUAUCCAUUAUUGGGCUACGGGAACAAAGAACAAAUAAUAAAUAUUUCCAGUUUUC